Molecule: messenger RNA, 3572 nt
Organism: Miniopterus natalensis
Lineage: Eukaryota; Metazoa; Chordata; Mammalia; Chiroptera; Miniopteridae
Gene: KEAP1
Product: kelch like ECH associated protein 1
Molecular function (GO): transcription factor binding
Source: RefSeq, a predicted model, not a curated record
UGCUCAGUGCCACGUCCCAGGCUGGCCGUGGGGGAGGCAUGUGAAGGGUGGGUACAACCGUGACUUACACAGGGCUCUCUGCCCUCCGAAGCGCUGGUGCUGAGGGUCAGAGGGAUGGGCCACCCCUCAACAAGCAAGCCAACAAGCUCAUUUCAGCUCCUUACAAGUGAGGUAAUGGAAAUAGAAACAGGAGGUGAAUCUGAGCCGAGCCUCAGAAAGAUAAGGUGGAGAACCUGGGGAGCCUCUUGCAGAUCCCCUGCCGCCCGCCGUUUCCCAGCAGGACCUUUGAAAACACAAUUCAUGCCCCGGCUUUCCAGACUCCACAGGUUUCAUGGAAACCCUCCUUUCUGUAGUCAUUAUCUGUUAUUACACUCCUUCCUGAUAAUCCAUAUUGUCUCUCUCAUUCUGCCUUUGAGCCUUUGCACUUGCUGUUCGCUCUGCCUGGAAAACUAACUCCCACCCCAUCCCCCUUUUCUAUAUUCAUCCUUUUUGUCUCAGCUCCAACAGAAGCCUGGACUACCCAAUUUAAAGUAACUGCCCCCAAGUCAUACUCACAAUGCUGUUGUCAUUUUCUUCAUGUCCAAAUUCUACUCAAGUAAUGUUUAUUUUAUUUAUGGCCAUUCCCUCCCCAGGUGUCAACUCCAGCACAGUUUAUGUCUUUGUCACUGCUGUGUCUCUGGUGCCUAGAAUAGUACCUGGCACACAGUAGCUGCUCAAUAAGUGUUGGUGAGGUGAAUGAAAGAGUGAGCUGGACAUGCUCUAGGAAGGGAAGGGCCUGCAAACCACUGGAACAGAGUGAGCAAAGGGAAGAGGUGGACAGGGGCUGACUGUGGAGGGCUUUGCAGGUCGUUUGGUUUUACUCUUUGUGCUAUAGAGAGUUGUGGGGGGAGUUCUGAGCAAGGAAGGGACAUCAUCUGAUAUGUUUUAAGAUGGAUCCUUGGGCUGGUGAAGCUAUGGGACAUUUAGCAAGAACAAAUGAAUGCUGCUUCACCUGGGCUUGUCAAGGAAAACUGGUCUAGGAGUCACUUUAUUUUUAAAAAGGAGGCCUGGCCCAGGCCCUGCCCCCAGCCCUGUGCUCUCCCUCCUCCAGGCCCCUGAGUGUCAGUGGUGGUGUUAUCCCUUGUUACCUGGAACACCAUGCAGCCGCAACCGAGGCCUAGCGGGGCUGGGACCCACACCCGAUUUCUGCCCCUGAGGUCACAGCGCCCUGAGGGUUCAGGGGACACAGUGAUGUACGCCUCCACCGAGUGCAAGGCUGAGGUGACACCCUCCCAGCAUGGCAACCGCACCUUCAGUUACACGCUGGAGGACCACACCAAGCAGGCCUUCGGAAUCAUGAAUGAGCUGCGGCUCAGCCAGCAGCUGUGUGAUGUCACUCUUCAGGUCAAGUAUCAGGACGCACCAGCUGCACAGUUCAUGGCCCACAAGGUGGUUCUGGCCUCAUCCAGCCCUGUCUUCAAGGCCAUGUUCACCAACGGGCUGCGGGAGCAGGGCAUGGAGGUGGUGUCCAUCGAGGGUAUCCACCCCAAGGUCAUGGAGCGUCUCAUAGAGUUCGCCUACACAGCCUCUAUCUCCAUGGGUGAGAAGUGUGUGCUCCAUGUUAUGAAUGGUGCCGUCAUGUACCAGAUCGACAGUGUCGUCCGUGCCUGCAGUGACUUCUUGGUGCAGCAGCUGGACCCAAGCAAUGCCAUUGGCAUCGCCAACUUCGCGGAGCAGAUUGGCUGUGCUGAGCUGCACCAGCGCGCCCGAGAGUACAUCUACAUGCACUUUGGAGAGGUGGCCAAGCAAGAGGAGUUCUUCAAUCUGUCCCACUGCCAACUGGUUACCCUCAUCAGCCGGGAUGAUCUGAAUGUACACUGCGAGUCUGAGGUCUUCCAUGCCUGUAUCAACUGGGUCAAGUACGACUGUGAGCACCGACGCUUCUAUGUCCAGGCGCUGCUGCGGGCUGUGCGCUGCCACUCACUGACGCCCCACUUCCUGCAGAUGCAGCUGCAGAAGUGUGAGAUCUUGCAGUCGGACUCCCGCUGCAAGGACUACCUGGUCAAGAUCUUCCAGGAGCUCACCCUGCACAAGCCCACACAGAUGAUGCCCUGCCGGGCUCCCAAGGUGGGCCGGCUUAUCUAUACUGCUGGUGGCUACUUCCGCCAGUCACUCAGCUACCUGGAGGCCUACAACCCCAGUGAUGGCACAUGGCUCAGGUUGGCAGACUUGCAGGUGCCUCGUAGUGGCCUGGCAGGCUGCGUGGUGGGUGGGCUGCUGUACGCUGUGGGCGGCAGGAACAACUCGCCUGAUGGCAACACCGACUCCAACGCCCUGGACUGCUACAACCCCAUGACCAACCAGUGGUCGCCCUGUGCCCCCAUGAGCGUGCCACGCAACCGAAUUGGGGUUGGGGUCAUCGAUGGGCACAUCUAUGCUGUUGGUGGCUCCCAUGGAUGCAUCCACCACAACAGUGUGGAGAGGUAUGAGCCAGAGCAUGAUGAGUGGCACUUGGUGGCCCCAAUGCUGACUCGGAGGAUCGGAGUGGGAGUGGCUGUUCUCAACCGGUUGCUCUAUGCCGUUGGGGGCUUUGACGGGACGAAUCGACUCAACUCAGCCGAGUGUUACUAUCCAGAGAGAGAUGAGUGGCGAAUGAUCACACCCAUGAACACCAUCCGAAGUGGAGCAGGAGUCUGUGUCCUGCACAACUGUAUCUAUGCCGCUGGGGGCUACGAUGGUCAGGACCAGCUGAACAGUGUGGAGCGCUACAACGUGGAGACAGAAACAUGGACUUUUGUAGCUCCCAUGAAGCAUCGGCGAAGUGCCCUGGGGAUUACUGUGCACCAGGGGAGAAUCUACGUUCUUGGAGGCUACGACGGUCACACGUUCCUGGACAGCGUGGAGUGUUAUGACCCAGACACAGACACUUGGAGCGAGGUGACCUGCAUGACAUCUGGCCGGAGUGGGGUGGGCGUCGCUGUCACCAUGGAGCCCUGCCGGAAGCAGAUCGACCAGCAGAACUGUACCUGUUGAGCAACUUUGGUUUUCUUGGGCAAAAAAUGGUCCCAUGAAAAGUACUGUCAUUUUUGUACAAAAUCAGGAACUAAACGAAAGCCACAGAGCAAAUGCUUGUCCACCAGGAUGUGAGGCUGGGAUGCCUCAGUGUUAGAAUGACUACUUGAAAGAAAGACCAGAAUGGGAACUUGUGAGCCCAUCAGAAUAGUCCCAGGAAUGUCCAAGAGAAUGCCUGGGAGGGGUUUCGAGAAGGGCAGGUUUCUGGGAGAGAAAACCUCACACCCACUAGGCCAAGACUAGGCCUGGGUCCCAUACCAGUAGCUGCCGCCUCCCUCUGGAGUGAAAGCAGGUGCUGAGGUCAGGCUAGUUUUUGUUCCCUGUGUCUUUAUGAUUGGUUCCUAGGGGCCUGGGAAGGAGCCAACUGAGGCCUUGGGGUGAGGCUCUUCAGGAGGUGCCAACCCCAGGAUGGGCCUGUACAUAUAAACCACUGGAUAUCUUUGUCCUGACAGUCAUUUUGUUGACAAGUAACUCUGUAACUUUCCAAUGAAAAUAAAGAACAAACUAACUAGUGUCUUCUA